CCUGAACUAAAGACUGCUGCAAGCUUGAGCACGUCAGUUGAAUUGACAACACCUGAUGGAUUUAGGACACCUGAUGAAUUGACGGCACCCGAUGGAUUGGCGACACCCGAUGAAUUGAUGACACCCGAUGGAUUGCCGUCACCCGAUAGAUUGGCGACACCUGAUGGAUUGUCGACACCUGAUGGAUUGACGACACCCGAUGAAUUUGCGACACCUGAAUUAACGUCACCUGAUGAAUUGGUGGCACCUCUUCAAUUUACAGAAAUGGAAGCAGUGUCAUCUCCAACUGACGUGACAGACAUGGUAAACGUCUUUCUACCCGCUGCGGCCCCGGCCUGGGGCCCUGCCUGGGGCCCAGCCUUGAUACCUGAACUAAGGACUACUGCAAGCUUGAGCACCUCAGUUGAAUUGACGACACCUUAUGAAUUUGCAACCCGUGAUGAAUUGACGACACCCAGUGGAUUGGCGACACCCGAUGGAUCGAUGACACCCGAUGGAUUGUCGACACCCGAUGAAUUGACGAUUCCUGAUGAAUUGGUAACACCUCUUCAAUUUUCACAAACAGAAGCAGUAUCAUCGCCAACUGGUAAAUCCACGGUAUCAAGUUUUCGGUUAUGGCUUCUGGAGUUGAAAAACAAAGAUACUAUAUUUCUAUCAUUCGGUAUCCCCAUAGUUGUGUAUGUCAUCUGUUUGUGUAUGGCGGCUCUUCUUCGUACUGGGCGGACUAAAAAGGUACGCGCAUACACUGGCAUUUCCGAUUGA
This is a messenger RNA of Lytechinus variegatus (green sea urchin), 762 nucleotides long. RefSeq lists its product as uncharacterized. Lineage: Eukaryota; Metazoa; Echinodermata; Echinoidea; Temnopleuroida; Toxopneustidae. The transcript is spliced from 3 exons. The record is from RefSeq and is a predicted model, not a curated record. Bases 118 to 762 code for a protein of 214 amino acids.